Messenger RNA from Cyclopterus lumpus (lumpfish), 3479 nucleotides. RefSeq names its product NBR1 autophagy cargo receptor a (gene nbr1a). Gene Ontology annotation, cellular component: phagophore assembly site. Gene Ontology annotation, molecular function: ubiquitin binding. Gene Ontology annotation, biological process: macroautophagy. The record is from RefSeq and is a predicted model, not a curated record. The transcript is spliced from 22 exons. Bases 23 to 3325 code for a protein of 1100 amino acids. NCBI's taxonomy places the organism in Eukaryota, Metazoa, Chordata, Actinopteri, Perciformes, Cyclopteridae.
GCGCGCUCGACAGACGGCCGACAUGGGGCCGCCCGUUACGAUUAAAGUGAACUUCCGGGGCAACGUGAAGAGGUUUCUGGCUCAGGAUCUGGACAAACUGGAGUGGGAGUCCGUGGAAGCCUGGAUCAAAGCGUCUUUCGGGAUCAACCACUUUCAAGUGAAAUACUUCGAUGAGGAUAAUGAAGAGAUUUGUAUAAACAGUCAAGAUGAAUACGAAGAAGCCAUCAAGAGCGCAGAGAAGCAGGGGAACCAGUUGCACAUGAACGUGUACAAGAUGAAAGGUCAGGCCUGCGGCGGCCCGCUGAAGACGGAGGUGAAGGAGCUGAAGGGAGACCUGAGGCCUGCGCCUCCUUAUCCAUCGAGGGUCAAGACGGUGGACAAGGGCACACAGGUCACCCCGGAGAGGGAAGCUGUCCCGGUAAAAGACAACAAGGGGAACAAGCCAGAAGACGAGCCCCCUCCAAUGUGGUUUAGAUCAUACAUGGAGAAGUUUAAAGACGAGGUGGUGAAAGAGGUGGUUGAGAGGAUGUGCAACGACUUCUCUGGCCAGUGUUGCACCCACAAGUCAUCCGACGGUCCCCUCGAGGCCACCGAGGCGGUCUGCGGUCCCAUCGGGCCCCGGCCGGGCCCCUCCAUCGCGGCUGGAUCCCUCGGCUACACCCCGAACUGCAGCAGCUGCAACAAACUCACCUCCGAAGGGGCGUACAAGUGCAGUGUGUGCCCGUCCUGCAUCCUGUGUGAGAUGUGCAGACACAGCCACGACCCCAGCCACAACCUCGUGAGAACCAAGACGCCCCUCUCCAUCCCUGAGCAUGGAAUGACGGGAGAGUUAAGGUUCCCGAGGCGAGGAGACAGGACGGUGCGCAAGGCCGAGCGCCAGCGCCUCAAAGCCGAGAGGAGGCAGCUCCGAGCCGAAGUGAAGGAAAUCAAGAAGAAACUGAGACUGGAGAAGAGGGGAAUGCCGUGGAGCGGGCCCUCCACCUCCGGCAGAGCCAACCUGACAACAAACAUGGCGUCCGCGUCCACGCAGGUCCCGGCCCCGCCCCCACCCGCCGCCUCAGACACAGCCUCAGGUCCAGCCCCAGCCCAAGGUCCCGCCCUUGCCCCGGUCCCCGAUCCCCAGGCCUCCAGUCCAGAGGGUCCCGGGGUCUCGCACACGUCUUUGGUUCCCACUAUGGCCGCCUUCUUUCUGGAUGAAAAUCUGCCGGACGGCACCCGUCUGGAGCCGGGAACCAAGUUCAUCAAGUACUGGAAGAUGAGGAACUCGGGCACUAUCAGCUGGACCUCAGAGACCAAGCUAGUGUUCAUGUGGGGGAACCUCGGCCUGGCGUCGGAGGGGAGGCGCGAGGUGCCGGUCCCCUUGCUGCUGCCGGGACAAGUGGGCGUGGUCAGCGUGGCGUUCGUCGCUCCCGUGCUUGAGGGCACGUACACCUCCCACUGGCGGCUGGCGCACUGCGGCUGUCAGUUCGGCCCGCGCGUCUGGUGCAGCAUCGUGGUCGCCCCCGGCGACGGCCGCGGCGCUCUCGGGCUUCAGAGCAAACGACCGAAGGAGGAGGAGCAGGAGGCAAGGACCCAGGACAGCGGCCCCGGUCUGCCCAUAGACCUGAACCACGAGGACUACUACUUCCCCUCGGUCGACCUGCUGACUGCACAGGAUCUGCUGUCGUUCGAGUUGUUGGAUAUAAAUAUCGUGCAAGAGUUGGAGAAGGUUCCUAACAACACACCUGAAGAUCUGACUCCCUGCAUAUCCCCUCUGCCCCAUGAUGCACCUGUGCUGGAGAAGGCCAUCAUCGCACGGAUUAAAGAAGAAGCCGAGGUCAUGGGGGUCAGGAAGCUUUUUGGAGUCAAACUGAGGCCGCGGAGGGAGCUGCUGGAGCCUGUGACCCAGGAGGAGGACCGGGAGGAGGAGAUCAGCGGGGCCCAGUUCCUCUGCGAGACCGUCAUCCGCUCCCUCACCUUGGAGGAGGCCCCCGAUCACAGACCCCCCCGCUGGGUCCAACACAGCAGCCACAGACCACAAGUUGUUUCCCGGGGAACCAGCUUCUGCUUGGAGAGAGCCGUCAAGGUGGAGAAGACGGAGACGGUGCAAGAAGGAAGUGAGGAGAUCUGCGCCAUUGGACUUGAAAGUUCAGCUCUGCCUCUCAGCCAGGUCGCCCAGGAAGAGGAGACGAGGACAGUUCAUCUGCCGGAACCAGCAACUGGAAACCUGCAUGUCAGUUCACAGCCCGCUAUCGAGGACGAAGAGGUCCCGGUCCUGGAGGACGUGCAGAGCGUGAGGGACGUUCACGAGGAGAAAGAGGAAGGCGGAGCCAAAGGAGAGGACUGGGAGGAGGUCAGCAGCCAGACCUCCUCGGUCUCCUCCUGCGAGGAUUACAUCAUUGUCCUCCCAGACUGCUUCGACACCAGCCGGCCUCUGGGCGAGUCCAUGUACAGCUCGGCCAUGUCGCAGCCCGACGAUGCUGCAGCCGACGUGACCUCAGCCGAGCCGGACGUAGAGCAGCUAGAGGAGGAAGAGGAAGAGGAGGAGGAGGAAGAAGAAGAGCAACAAGAGGAGGAGGAGGAGGAGGACGAUGACGACGACGAUGAGGAGGAAGAAGAGGAUGAAGAGGAGGAGGAGGAGGAAGAAGAAGAGGAGGCGGAGUCUGACUCCGAGUUGGCGCCGCUGAGAGAGAGGCAGCAGGAGGCGCCGCCCGUGACCGCGUGGCCUCCGGCCGUCCCGCCGAGCCACAGCAGCGUGAACCAGAUGCUGUGCGCCUCCCAGACGCUCGACGCCGUGACGCUCACGCCCGAAGUGGUUCCGCCGCCGCCGCCGCCGGUGCUGCCCGACCUCCUGGCGCCCCCGCCGACCCUCUACUCGCCCAGGUCUGAGGCCCUGUACCUGGCUGAGGACCCGAGUCCUCCGGCCUGCGAUCCGUACGAGCCGCACCAACCACGGGUCCACCUAAAUGUAUCAUCUGGUCUGUCGAGAUCAGCCGGCUCAGCAUCCAGUGCCUUUGAGACGUACAACCCCAGACCCGGCAACGCUCUGCAGCCGAGGGGCCAAGGAGGCAUCACGGAGGGACUCGUCAAGGGGGCCCUUUCUGUGGCAGCGUCCGCCUAUAAAGCCCUCUUCACUGGGCCAAACUGCUCCAUACAGCGAGGCAUCGACCCGGCCACCAGGCAGGACCCCUCCCUGAUGGCCAUGCUGCUGGAGAUGGGCUUCAGGGACCAGCGGCUCAACCAGCAGCUGCUGAGGAAGCACGGCUACAGCCUGCUGCACACCGUCAACGAGCUGGUGCAGAUGGCCGAGGACGGCCAGAGCAGAGCGGUCAACGUUCAGCACUGAGGGGGGGGGGGGGGGAGGAAGAUGAUGACGAUGAUGAAGAAGAUACAAAAAAAUGGCUACUGUAAAAGGGUUUGAACAUAAUGUAAAGAUGAUUUUUAGAUUACAACCCGCGUAUCUCUCUCACCCUUUUUUUUUUUUUUUUUUUUUUUUUUUU